This is a messenger RNA of Pyricularia grisea, 954 nucleotides long. RefSeq lists its product as uncharacterized. Lineage: Eukaryota; Fungi; Ascomycota; Sordariomycetes; Magnaporthales; Pyriculariaceae. Bases 1 to 954 code for a protein of 317 amino acids. The record is from RefSeq and is a predicted model, not a curated record. The transcript has 3 exons.
AUGGAUACCAAAGCCAACAAACUCCCAUAUAACGUUCCCGCCGAUGCGGUUUGGUUCAUAACCGGCUGCUCCUCUGGCAUCGGCAAAUCACUGGCAAAGCUCCUGCUACAACACCCAACAUACCGCGUGGUCGCCACGGCCCGCAAGCCAUCCGCGCUGUCGGACCUUGCCGUCCCAGGCACAGAGGACCGCCUCCUCCCCACCGCUCUGGACGUGACCUCGCCCGAGUCCAUCGAUGCCGCCAUCGCCACCACCUUGUCUCGCUUUGGCCGCAUCGACGUCCUCAUCAACAACGCCGGGUUCGGAUUCUUUGGCGACGCCGAGGCCUCCACGCGCGAGCAGGAGCUGAGCCUCUUCGAGACCAACCUUUGGGGUCCCGUCGCGCUCUCCAAACACGCCGUCAGGAUCAUGCGAGAUGAGAACCCAAAGAACGGGUCUAUCGGGGGCGUCAUCAUCAAUGUUAGCAGCAUGGGCGGGUUCAUAACUGUGCCCAGUCAUACGUAUUACCAUGCUUCCAAAUUCGCCCUGGAAGGUUUUACCCAAGGUUUUGCCAAGGAGAUGCGUCCGGAAUGGAAUAUCCACUUUUGCAUCGCCGAACCCGGUGGCGUCCAGACUGAGUUUGGAAACAAUGUAAAUCGAGGUAUUCGCCACCCAGCUUACGAGGCGCCCGACACGCCGGCCCGCAUCAUCGAAGCCUACAUCGCCGACCCGGAAUCGGCAAAAUUCUGGGCCAAAGCGGACCCGACUGCGCGAGCCAUCAUCGAGAUCGUGACUGGUGCAAACGAGAGUGGCAAAGGUCGCAUCCCUAUCCGCGUGCCCAUCGGGGUCGAUGCUUAUGUCGCCGUCAAGGCCGAGGCGGCAAAGAUUGCUGCAGAGCUGGAAGAGUUCAAGGAUCUGUCGAUGAGCACGCAAAAUGAGCUCAGUGGGGAACUGCAGGCCCUCCUUGGGCAUUAG